CUCAUUAGUUUGGGUGCCUCGAGUUCAUCUGUACAACCGAGCUCCUGUACCGAAAACGACCUCUGCUUUCAAAGACACGUGCACUGACCCCACUACUGAAACAGAUUCACCGGCUACACCUGCGCCUCUCUGAAGAACCACCACAGACAAUCUAUUUGUUUCACUUUCAGACGAGGAGAACUGCACUGCAAGGAACUCUAACAAGUCCACUGGCAGGUGAGAGGAGGAAGAUACAAAAUAAAGAUUUAAACAUGAAACUUGAAGUGUUUUCCGCAACCCACUUCGUUCCCAUGGAGGUGUGCAGUCACAGUGAUGCAGAGGGAACUGUCCCCUCUCCCCUAUCCGGGGAUGAGCUGGGCUCAGACGGGGACUGCGUGGCCAACAGUCCAACACCUGCCACCCCGAGCAGCGCCGAUGGCAAGGGGAAGCCCUACACCCGCAGACCCAAGCCACCCUACUCCUACAUAGCACUCAUUGCUAUGGCCAUCCGGGACUCCGGCAGCGGCAAGUUGACUCUAGCCGAGAUCAACAACUACCUGAUGAAUAAAUUCCUGUUCUUCCGUGGCAGCUACACUGGCUGGCGGAACUCGGUGCGCCACAACCUGUCGCUGAAUGACUGUUUCCUCAAGGUGCUCCGGGACCCGUCCAGGCCCUGGGGCAAGGACAAUUACUGGAUGCUGAACCCGAACAGCGAGUAUACCUUCGCCGACGGGGUGUUCCGGCGCAGGAGGAAGCGCAUCACUAAGUGCCGAUCCAGCGUUGGUUCCAAUAAGGACACCAAGACCCCAGACGAGGAGACUCGCUUCUCGAGCACUCCAUCUGCGCCCUCCCGGGAGGAGAGGGUUAUGGGAGCUAAGUUCUCCAGCUCUUCCAGCUCCUUCUCCAUCGAUAGCAUCCUCAGUAAGCCCUUCAUAAGGAGGGAUGAUAGAGACCACACUGAUGCAGACAGUGCAUAUACCAACCCCGGUGCCCACCGGAGCUACUGGCCCGCCGGUGCCCACCACAUGCUGCCCCACACACUGGGCUACCCACCGGUAUCCCCUGCUAUGGCGCACGCACAUGCACAGCAGUUGUACCACCAGGCCAGCUCAGGCGCGUCGCGCAUGUUGUACGCAUUCAGGUGCAGCCUCGCGGAGCAAGCCGAGCACAGCAGGGACCCACUCACAGCUGUCCACAUGACGUCACAGGGCUACAUGCCAAACUCCGAUGCUGCUUUCUCCCGGGUGAAGAUGCACACAGCGCAACGUGGCAGCUGUCAUCCUUUCCAGAUAGACUCAUUGCUCUCCUAAAGUCAACAUAAGGGACAAUACUGUAAUGAUGUAUCUUAGAUUUGCCAUGUGCACUUUCCUAUACGCUCUAUGUUUUUCUAGUUUUAAAAAAGAAUUCAGGGCUUUGAACAGUUUCCAAUGAUAAGUCGUUUAGCAAGAAUGAAAAACGUAAUAUUUUCUUGUUAUCAAGUGACUUUAUUUCUGUUUGGUUAUUCCUAGGACCGAGCAAAUUAGUUGCAAUCUAAUGACAUGACAUUCCCCUGUGUGUGUGUGUGUGUGUGUGUGUGUGUGUGUGUGUGUGUGUGUGUGUGUGUGUGUGUGUGUGUGUGUGUGUGUGUGUGUGUGUGUGUGUGUGUGUGCGCGCGCGUGUGUGUGUAAGGUCCUUUCUACUGUAAACGACGGCUACCAUGUGCCAAAUAUGAAAAUAUAUAAAUAUUUGUUGUAGCCUAGUUUUGUAAGACUUGCUGCAAAAUAUUUGUUGAAAAUAUUUGUUCGAUUGUUGACUACUGCACAGAAAGGAAAUACAGUCUGUUUUCCUAAACAUUGAUUAAUUCAUGCACGAUAUUUUUCUGAGCGAAAAUAAAAAUAUAUUUUGGAAAGAAUUAUCAAAGCAAACCACAAGUAUGUAUUCUUUAUUUUCCUUUGGUUAAAGCCAAGACAAGGGCAAUAAAAAGUCAAUAUUUUUUUUUCUUCCAUGAAGUAUACUUAAAGUGUGUUUGGAAUCAGGGGGUGGGAAAAGUUGUGCAUGUGCAUAAGGAACGAAUGGGGAAAUCCCAUAUCUGCCAGGAAAUAAGGGCAUAUAGCGCCUGCAACCCUCGCGCUGUUUUGGCAUCCUUCUCAUCCCACUUAAACCACUUAACUUCCAGAGGAAUGACGGUUAUACAUUCAUUUGAGACUUAUAUUUCACCCCUUUGCCUACUCUGCAUAGCAUGGCACAGCUAGGAAGCUGCAGUGUAAGGCACAAAUUAUGAAGAAAGGGGUAUACAUAUACAGACCUACAUUUCACCCCUCUGUCUUCCUCUGCCUGCACGGCACGGCUAAAGAAGCAUGCGGGAUUGUUAGGCACAAAUUACAGGUCGGUUAAGAUAUUUUUAAAUAUUUAAGGCUCGUGAGAUCCAUCCCAGGAAUGAGGAGUGCUGAAUUAUGUCAAAUAAAUCAAGAAGGAUAAUUAACAUUAACAACAACACACGUCUGGGAAGGACGUUCCAAGUGAGGAUGGGGUAUGCGUUAUACGGACAUUUCGCUUCACAAUAGCAGAUCAUGUGUAGUUAUAAUAUAUUAUAUAUAUUAAGUACAGUUAAAAUAUACACGUCUCCUCAAGCUCUAAGUUAAUUAAAACAAACUAAAACAUUCUUUAUAUUUGUCCUCCAAUUCGAGGAUGGAAUCUCAGACUUGGGGAAACGUUGCUCCAUCUCCUAUGGUUUAGGGUAAAUUGUAACAGAGCAUGUCAAUCAAAAUAUGGCGUACCCUACUCAUUCAACAUUCUCUGUUCUGUGACGUUCACAUGGCUAACGUGCUCGGGGUCGGGUCAACUAUAAACAAUGUACAAUCAAAUGUAGAGUGUUCCUAUUUGACAUUUGACUUUACUCUGUACAUAAACCUUGUAGGCUACACAAGCAUUCUUGUUUCAGUCACGCAAUUCAAAAUGUCUGUGUCA
Messenger RNA from Salvelinus fontinalis (brook trout), 2925 nucleotides. Its product is annotated as forkhead box protein Q1-like. The transcript has a single exon. Gene Ontology annotation, biological process: regulation of transcription by RNA polymerase II; anatomical structure morphogenesis; cell differentiation. The coding region runs from base 252 to 1289 and encodes 345 amino acids. Gene Ontology annotation, molecular function: RNA polymerase II cis-regulatory region sequence-specific DNA binding; DNA-binding transcription factor activity, RNA polymerase II-specific. The record is from RefSeq and is a predicted model, not a curated record. NCBI's taxonomy places the organism in Eukaryota, Metazoa, Chordata, Actinopteri, Salmoniformes, Salmonidae.